Homalodisca vitripennis (glassy-winged sharpshooter) is the source of this 3016-nucleotide messenger RNA. RefSeq names its product neprilysin-2-like. The transcript is spliced from 14 exons. Lineage: Eukaryota; Metazoa; Arthropoda; Insecta; Hemiptera; Cicadellidae. The record is from RefSeq and is a predicted model, not a curated record. Gene Ontology annotation, cellular component: plasma membrane. Gene Ontology annotation, biological process: protein processing. Gene Ontology annotation, molecular function: metalloendopeptidase activity. Bases 98 to 2206 code for a protein of 702 amino acids.
UAGACAUUACAUAACUUAAUAGUCCUUCAGUGAUGUGUCAGAGAUAAGGUUAGCUAACUGCCACAUACAACAAUAGUUGUCAUUGUUCACUGGCGACAUGUCACCCAAUGGUUGGGCUUUCCUCGUAAUAUUAUUUACAUUUGGUUCAUGUGAAUCAAUCCGACCCAUAUGCGAGACAGAUGACUGUAAGAAAACUGCCGAUAGAAUUCUGAGCUACAUGGAUCCCUCUGUCAGGCCCUGCGAUGACUUCUACAAAUUUGCUUGCGGGAAAUUCCUGGAAACUGCAGAACUACGUGAUGAUACGACACAAAACUCUUCGUUUAUCCAAGUUAGUGAUAUACUGGAAGAUCAGUUGAAGGCUAUAGUUUUCGAAGAGUCGAGACCUGAUGAACCUUAUCCAUACCAGACAAUGAAACAUCUCUUUUCACUUUGUUUGGAUGAAGACAAGAUAGAUGCCAGAGGAGUAAGUCCAGCGGUCUCCAGACUGGCAGCUGCUGGAGGCUGGCCGGUGCUGGGAAACUGGAGCGAGUUUGGCUGGAGCUUCCUGGACACUGAAAUACGACUGAGAAACCUCUCUAUCGGUGGCGGAAGUCUCUUCCAGAUAUCCGUAUCCAUUGAUGCCAAGAAUACCAGCAAACGUGUCAUUGAGAUUGACCAGGCCGGCUUGGGACUGCCACGGGAGUUUCUAGUCAAGGGACUGAGCGACCCCAUAGUCCAGGCCUACUACAGUUACAUGGUGGACAUAGCGGAGAUGUACGGGGCAGAUAGACGACUGGCACAAGUGAAACUCAACGAGAGUUUGAUGUUCGAGAUAGAGCUAGCAAAGAUAACAGUACCUCGAGAACAAAGGCGGGACUUUGAACGCAUGUACAACCCCUACGGGCUGGAAGAUCUUAUGGCAGAGUUCGGGUGGGUCAACUGGGCAGCACUUCUAGAGAGCAUGAUGCCAGCGUCUGUGCAGCUCAGGAAAAACGAGCUGAUUAUCGUCAACGAAGUGGAGUUCCUCAAGAAGCUUGAGGUGUUCCUACAGAAGUACUCCGAUGAAGUGAUUGCCAACUACAUGAUGUGGCAAGCAGCUGGCGAUAUGACGGACAUUCUGACCAACCAGAUGAGGAAUAGGAAGAUGGAAUAUCGCCGAGCGACUGUAGGAAUAGCUGCGCGAGAGCCACGGUGGAAGGAAUGUAUCGGAGUCGCUUCAAGUCUUUCGCUGGCUCUUUCUUCACUUUACGUCGAGAGAUACUUUGAUGAGACCUCCAAAAAGGCAGCUCUGAAUAUGACCAAUAUGAUACGAGAAGAAAUCAUCCGUGACAUUCAAGAACUGGACUGGAUGGAUGAAGAAACCAAAAAACGAGCGGUGUACAAGGCAUCUCAAGUUGUUCAACAUAUUGGUUAUCCCGAUGAGCUUACGGAUAUGAACAAAAUUGAAGAAUUCUAUAAAGGGCUGGACAUUGACAAGGACCAGUACUUCGAGGCCUUGAUCGAUCUGUCUCGUUGGGCCAACGACUACAAGUUCCGCCAACUGCGAGAGGAGGUAAACAGGACAGACUGGAGGUCGCACGGUACUGUCACUAUGGUAAACGCCUUCUAUAACCCUAUGGAGAACUCAAUGCAAUUUCCAGCUGGAAUUCUCCAGCAGCCGUUUUUCAGCGCUCGGAUUCCUCAGUAUGUGAGCUACGCCAGGAUAGGGUUUAUUGUCGGUCACGAGAUUACGCAUGGCUUUGAUGAUCAGGGGAGCCAGUUUGACUACAAGGGUGACCUUGACGAAUGGUGGGGGAAGGAGAGCAAGGAGAAUUUCAAGAAGAAGACGAUGUGUAUGAUAAAUCAAUACGCCAGCUAUAAAGAGAGCCAGACUCAAUUGAACUUGAACGGCAUCAACACACAGGGAGAAAACGUGGCAGACAACGGUGGCUACAAGUUGGCCUAUCUUGCCUACCAUCGGAUGGCAGAUCAGCUGAUGGAACCGGAACCAGGGUUGCCAAACUUGGAACAAUACAGCAACGAUCAGCUGUUUCUGAUCAGUACUGCCAACCUCUGGUGCACGCGGUAUCGCCCUGAGGCUCUCAGAAUGCUUAUCACUACAGACCCACAUUCGCCGGCAGAGUUUAGAGUUAACGGAGUCAUGAAGAACUUCCCGGAGUUUAGUAAGGUGUUCCAGUGUGGCCCUGGGGAUGCUAUGAAUCCGGAGAAUAAAUGCGCUGUUUGGUAAUCCCAGUUAAAUUUACUGGGAUUAAUUGUAACUGUGUUUCAAAUGAACUAAUGAGUACUAGUUUGCUUUGUAGUAUGACGUUUCGUCGUAGAUUUGCGAAUAAUCAGGAAAUUGAAUCCGAAUUAUUAGUUUGUAAUAUUUAUACGAAAAGUACAAAAAAAUUUCAGGCUUAGAUCUUAGAGGAAGCUCUCGUUUGAUUGGAAACUCUGAAGGGAACACAUCCAUUUUUAACUUGGUGCUCAUUCUGUAUUUCGAAUUCAGAUCUUGUCCUAUCUAACAAUCUUUGACGUUCUUUAGUUAAUACAUACGAGUACUUCUGCAGCGUCUUAUCUUUAUCAGUUCUUCGUGUACGCAACAGGCAGAUGGUUCAUAAUUUCAAAUUCAAAUUGAAAAAGUUAUGAAAUUUGCCGAUAUUCCUUCCUUUCUUUAUUUAUCAUAACUGAUUACAAUAGGGCUGUGUACAGUAAUACCUGAUCUUACCAGUAAAACAUGACACACAAAUUCGUAUGUCCCAUUGUCAAUGCUGGAAGAGAUGAAUACUGUCAUUGAUAUGUCUGACGUAUCGAGAUAAAUUGAACGUCUACUUAAUUUAUAAAUAAUUCCUGAAUAUGAAGAUAUGAAUUUCCAAUUGUAACUUAACUUUAAUAGUUCCCAUGUUUUGCAGCUGAACGGCAUCAACACACAGGGAGAAAACGUUGCUGACAACGGUGGAUUCAAGUUGGCUUAUCUUGCGUACCAUCGGAUAGCGAAUCAAUUGAUGGAACCGGAACCAGGGUUGCCAAACUUGGAAAAAUACAGCAACGAUCAGCU